Arabidopsis lyrata subsp. lyrata is the source of this 1503-nucleotide messenger RNA. RefSeq names its product agamous-like MADS-box protein AGL97. The record is from RefSeq and is a predicted model, not a curated record. Gene Ontology annotation, molecular function: DNA-binding transcription factor activity, RNA polymerase II-specific; protein dimerization activity; RNA polymerase II cis-regulatory region sequence-specific DNA binding. Lineage: Eukaryota; Viridiplantae; Streptophyta; Magnoliopsida; Brassicales; Brassicaceae. Gene Ontology annotation, biological process: positive regulation of transcription by RNA polymerase II. Bases 60 to 1358 code for a protein of 432 amino acids. The transcript has a single exon.
UAGGUUUUAUGGAAACGAUAUCGGUUUAGUGUUUACCUGGUCGAAAUUGGUUUAGGAGAAUGAUGGGGUUUCGAUAUUUCCUUAUUUAUAUGAGCGAUAGUAGUAGCCUUCAGUACUUGUCACCUAUCUUUCUCCACACGCAGAAACAAAAAACUCUCUCUCUUUCUCUCUCUUUGAAGUCUCUCUGUGGUGAAAUUGAGAAAAUCAGAAUGGUGAAAAAAGGAGGCACGAGGAGGAAAAUUGCGAUUGAGAUGAUACAGAAGAGAGAUUCUCUUAGGGUUACUUGCACCAAACGCCGUGAAGGUCUCUAUAGCAAAGCCUCUCAGCUUUGUCUUCUCUCCGGUGCACAAAUCGCUAUCUUAGCGACUCCUCCUUCUUCUGAAUCCAACGUCUCCUUCUACUCUUUCGGUCACUCCUCCGUUGAUGGCAUUGUCUCUGCUUUUCUCUCGGGAAAACGUCCUGUUCCUGUUCAGGAGGAUAACAAAGCGAUGAGGGAAGACGUUGGUAUAUGUUUGACUCGUAAGAAUCUAGGGUUAGGGUUUUGGUGGAAUAACGAGAGCCUUCCCAGAUCGGAGAAUCCCCAAGAGCUUAGUGACGCCAUCGAUUCCAUGUGGACGUUGUUGAGUAAUCUCAAGGAAUUGCGUGCGGAGGAAGCUUUAGUCAGUAAUCAAGCUUUCGCUAAUGAUCAUGAGGACCUGAAGAACAACGUGAAGAGAAUAAUUGUUUCAGACCACGGAACUCAUGAUCAAACCCUAAAUCUUCAGUCCACUUCUGCAAUUUGUUGCAUCCCUGAUGAUUUACCACAAAGUUUCAACGAGAUUAGUCAAGAGCCAGAUCAUCAAACCCUAAAUCUUCAGUCUAGUACUUCUGCAAUUUGUUGCGUCCCUGAUGAAUCACCUGCAACUUUCAACGAGAUCACUGAAGAACAAGAUCAGAUUCUCUCCAUUUGUGGAAGUUUUUGUGUUACGGACAACAACAGCAAUGCUUUAACUGAAGUAAACUUGAAUUAUGAUCAAGACAUGGAUAACAACAACAAUGCUUUACCUGAAGGAAACUUGGACUAUGAUCUGGAGAUGGAUACUGAUCAACUCAUUGAUUUCGAGACUAAUUUUGAAAGCUCCCUCGAUCAUUGGUUUUCCGAAAACACUCAUCAGGAACUUGAGGAGACUACUACUGCAACUCUUUUGACCAAUUCCGAAGCUGUUGUUGAUGAUCAUGUCUUGGUGGAUCCAAAUCUUUGUUCUGAUUUUGAGGGCCUUGAAGAUUCAGAUUUGGUGUUUCAGAGAUGUUUGGAUGGAGAUGAUCUAAGAUUCUCUGAUUUUUUCCACGACUUUGCAAACACUAUUUCUGCACUUUGAAGAUAAUCUCUCUGCAUCUUCUUUCAAAUUAACUUCUAAUUACUUCUUUAUUUGGUUAGAGAUAUGUCUUAUCGAUGUAAUGAAUGAAGUGUCUGGUUUGACCUCGAUCAGUUUUCCAUAGAUGAGGGAAAUUGAUCGAACUCAA